AUGGCAGGUAGCGCUGAAGCACGGCGAGUAAUGCUGCGCGGCGUCGAGCGGAUGCUCACCAUGGUCGAUGGCGUCUCCAUGAAGAUCGUGCACUCGAUGCUCGUUGCCGGAGAUGCCGAAACCCUGUUGCAAUUUCUGCCGGUCGCACUCUUGCGGACCUUCAACAUGCACCCGUGUAUGCGCGCGCUGCAAGUGAAGGACGAGGACCUUACGGCCGAGAUCCAAGCCCCCGUGACUAUCGACGACAUCGCCAGCAAGGAUCUGCUGCGAGUCCGAAGGUUCUCGCAGUCCGAGAGCCCUGAAGGAACGUUCGAGGACUGGCAGGCGUACGCUGAAGCGGAAUGCGACGUGGGGUUCGACCGGUACACGCAGUUCCCGUUCUUCCUGGUCGUGUGGAUCGACCACGAGGCGGAACAAGCUCGCCUGAUGCUCUUCUCCGACCACUACAUGUCGGACGGGCGAUCGGGUAUGGCGGUGCUGAACUGCAUCCUCGAACAAGUAUCUGCUCUAUCUGACAGCAAUGCAGCAGAUAACCAAGCGGAGGAAUUGCCACUUCGCCCUUCAUUUUACGAGAUGUGGUUGUCCAAGAACGUACUGUACACAGCACUGCUGAAGGGCCUCAUGGCAUUUCUCGGAGCGACGAUCUACCGUGGCGAGCUCAGGAAGUUUAAGCCUGUGCUACCAGCGCGAGACGACCAGCACGACUUUGUCGCCCCUCCAGUCGCAAACCCGAGUUCAGCGUCUUUUGCUCAAGGAGAGCCUGCUAGAAUACGGGAGGCGCUAGCAGCGUGCCGAGAGCAUGGUGCCACCUUUGGUGGGGCGCUGGUGGCUGCGGUCACCCUCGCGUUCUACCGUGCCGCCGAGGAGCAGCCGGACUUCAAACCCGGCCAGCCAUUCAAGGUCCAGGCAGAUUUGGACUUCAACAUGCGUCAACGCCUGCCCUGCCCAAUUGAAGAGAACCAAGUCGGAGUGUACAUUGCUUCCACUGACCUCGCGCCCUGCUCUGAAGGUGUCGACGUGAAGACCACCCAGUUCUGGGACCUCGCGCGUCGGGCCAAGAAGGAGAUCGACGGAAAUCUCCGUAGCACUUUCUCGAUGGACGCGGUGGCUGUCGUCUUGGACCAAAAGAUCAAUGCCAAGAUCAAGCCCUCGCUCGCAAACUACAUCAACAUCCGCCACUCGCAGACGUCGGAUGCCAACAUCUCCAAUGUCGGGCGUUACCCUUACUCAAAGGAAUUGUCGCUAGCCUCAGAGUAUGGUAACCAGAGCAAGCUGGCGGUGAAGAAUCUGCACGUGUACAACCCGAUUCCUCACUUGGGCCCUUCAGCAGUUUUCUUUGUCACGUCGGUGGACUCCUUCUGCCACUCCAUGGGCCACAAGUGCGACGAUGCAGCAGCCAAAACGCUCUUCACUGCGUGGGUCGCUAGCUGCGAAAAAAUCGCGAACAUCAAACGUGAGGAUACAUUGGUCGAUGUACUAGACCGCCUGGGCCUCUAG
Messenger RNA from Phytophthora sojae, 1497 nucleotides. RefSeq lists its product as hypothetical. Lineage: Eukaryota; Oomycota; Peronosporomycetes; Peronosporales; Peronosporaceae. The coding region runs from base 1 to 1497 and encodes 498 amino acids. The record is from RefSeq and is a predicted model, not a curated record. The transcript is spliced from 2 exons.